Molecule: messenger RNA, 1854 nt
Organism: Cyclocybe aegerita
Lineage: Eukaryota; Fungi; Basidiomycota; Agaricomycetes; Agaricales; Hemipholiotaceae
Source: the annotation of a GenBank genome assembly
AUGUCAUCUGCUUCUACAUCCAGACCGGUCACUUCGAAGUCCAGAGGAGUAUGCAAGUACUAUAACGCACCCCGCGGGUGCUUCGCCGGCGACAAGUGCAAGUUCCUUCACAGUGAGCCUCCGGCGAGCCCCAAGUCAGACGAUCCGCCGCUCCUCACGCCCCACGACAAAUCGAAGCGAUGUCGCUACUAUGCGGAAGGAUUCUGUAAGCGUGGAGAUGCCUGUUGGUUCCUCCACACAUCGGACUCGAAGGACAAGCGUCCUGCCACGAAUUCGGCAUUGGAUGAAGAGGAGGAGGAGUUCUGUUCUAUUUGCUUUGAGAAACCUACGACGUACGGGCUGUUAGGUGGAUGCAGCCACAUCUUUUGCAUAGCUUGCAUCAAACAAUGGCGCGAUCCGCAGAACAAACCUGGAGGAGUGCUGGACUCGGGGAACACAAAGAAGUGCCCAAUGUGCCGCUCGGCUUCCAAGUUUAUCACCCCGUCGUCGAAGUUUUGGAAGGGUGGCACCCCAGAGAAGGAGAAGGUCGUUCAGAAUUACAAGGACAGCAUGGCGAGGGUGCCGUGCCGUUAUUUCCAGAAAUCGUUACAGAAGAACAAACGAAAACCCAUCUGCCCGUACGGAAAGGACUGCUUCUAUCAGCAUAUCACGGAGGAUGGCACACCAUUUGUGUUUCAGGAUGGAGUGGAUGAAUCCAUGCGGAGGUAUCGGUCCUCGCGAGGCAGUCGCGUUUACAUCGACAACCUACACUUUAUGCCUUUCUUGAACAUAGCGAGUCUCGACCUUGCAGGAAUAACCCUCGAUGGACAAGACGUGAACAGGCGCCGUGGCACGAAUCCGGUCAGGAAUACAACAAGAAGGCUUCAAGAAGUGCAAAGGUCACUUGAGAUAUUGAAUGAUGUCAUCAUCGAAGGGACUGCGACAGGUAAUCUGAACCGAGCUGUUCAAGCUCUACAAGCGGGCUUCGGAAGAACGGAUGCAGGCGGUAACCAAUCAACGACCAACAGACGACAAGGGGAUAGAGAAGAGGCCGCUGAGAGGCAGGAGGAUGAAGUCAUGGAACAACUGGGAGUGCUGGCGGACCAAAUGUUGGCAUCGCUGGGUGCUCUGCGGGACGUACAGGAUGGGCGCUCCGACACGCCCCCGCCACCCUUGGAACCCAUCCACAACAAUGAAGAUGCGUCGCGUCGACGUCGGCCGGUUGCGAGAGACUCGGAUGAUGAAUCGGUGGGCUCUAUGCCGGAUCUUCAGAGCGUAUCAAACACCAGCGAGUCAGAGUAUGAGGAGUUUGACGACGACGAAGACGACGACUCGAGCGACGAAGAAUCUGACUACUUGAACGACGCCCUCGCCGGCGGUGAUAUGGAUGGAGAUAGGAUUUCUGCGGCUGCUAUGGUCGACAUCUUCCGCUCGAUGUUGGCGGCUGACCAACAAAAUAACCCAACCGCCACCACAUCAACGCUGCCACCACCGCCCGAAUCACGACCGACCCCUCGAUUCAGUACCACUGUCGACCGGUCCAUGCAAGAUGCUGACGAGGACGGCGAUGGACUGCCGGAACUGGAAGAGGUUGAUUCCAGUCCCCCAGGGUCUCCUGACCCCCCUUUCGCAACUGAUCGGCAAGGAGGAGCGGAAAGGAGUGGACCAGGACAAGAGAACAAGGAGCCCAGUAGGCCGACUGAGGGGUUCACGACGGACGGGCGAGGAAGGGUCAUCAGCGUUGGGUCUAGCGAGUCAGCGACGCCGGGGGGGUCGGAGAGCAGAGCGGAGGGUUCUGGAUCUGGCCCGGGCGGUGGAGAGGGUGGCGGCGGGGCGGGGCAGUCGCUGCUUGGCUGGAUAAACUCGCUGUUCUGA